AUGGAGAAGAAGAGCGAUGACCUGCGGCCAGCCCCCAUCGACCGGCCAGUACUUGGCCUGUCACGGCGCGUAUGGUACCUCGUCGGCGGGUGUCUGGGGUUCAUGCUCCUCUCGCGCUUCGUGUUCCCCUCCACCUCAUCAUCUCUUUCAGGACACUACUCGACUUCUCGUGGUCUGCUCACCGCCGUCGACUAUUUGAACGCGUCGUCGAGCGAGCCAGCCCCAUUCUCAUUCUGUCCCGACUUUGGGCCCACCGACCUAGUCGCACAAAAGAGGGGACAAGUCCCCCUCCUCAAGUCGCGCCUUCACACUGGUACUGGGGCACGCAUCCAGCGCCUCAUCCACAAAGCCAUGACUGGGCAGCCAGUCACAAUCUCAGUCCUCGGGGGCAGUAUUACCGCUUGUCAUGGGGCUGGCGACGAUCCUGUAUCCCCCCGUUGCUGGCCAUCUCGCUUUUUCGAGUGGUGGAAUACAGUCUUUCCACACCCUUACAACCAGCUCUAUAAUGGAGCGGCACGACUCACCGACUCGGCAUACUUUGCCUACUGCUCAAAGCAUCAUAUGCCGGACCGUGCCGAUUUGGUUAUUCUAGAAUUCGACGCCAGCGACCCAAACGACCCUCUGUGGAUUAACCAUUUCGAGCUACUCGUUCGCUCCAUCCUCACGCGGCCUGAACAGCCUGCCGUCAUCCUCCUAGGCCACUUUGCCCCUCAGGUUCUAUACCAGAAUGGAUACACGGGCCCCGAGAUGCUGCACGACAUUGUUGCGCAGUUCUACGACGUCCCUCACAUCUCAAUGAAAGGCGCAGUCUACAACGACUACAUGACCGAUCCAGAGGGCACGCGCCAGAGCUAUUACUCGGACAUGGUACUGGCCAGUCCGGCCGGCCACGACCUCCUCUCAGACCUGCUAAUCAGCUUUCUCCAGAGCCAGAUCUGCUCGGGAUGGGCAACGACCAUGGGCCACGCCUUUGACGUGCCCUACAUGGGCGCUGGGCCUGCAUCGGGCGUCAACCCGCUUCUCAAUGUCGACGCCGAUGACCUCGAAGCCCAAGGCGGUGGUGUUGCCGCCAAGGCUCGCGCAAUGAAGGUUCCACCGGCCCGUCUCGCUAAUCGCCCCUCGGACAUUCUUACCUUCCGUGAAGUCGAGCCCUACUGCGUCAUCGCCAACGAGAUUGUCAACCCCAUCCCUCCCUCCCACUUCUUUGGGAACGGAUGGACAACGUACAAGGCUGAAAAGGGGGGUCAGGAGAAGAGUUACUGGUGGGCGGAGAUUGGAGGGAGCCGUAUGCGCGUUCCCAUCAAGACUGCCGCUGGCGACGUCGCUAUCUAUUACCUCCAGCAUCCCGACAACACGCCCAGCGGACGGGUUGCGUGCUGGGUCGACGACGACUUUGCCAACCGCGCCGUACUUAACGGUAUGAGCAAGAACGUUGGGCAGCCGACAGCCACGCUCACUACGAUCAACGAGGGCGUCGAGCCAGGUGACCACUACGUCGAGUGCCUCAUGCUCGGCACCGAGGGCGCCAAGCUGGCCCCAUUCAAGUUGAUGGGAGUGUUUGCGACCUAA
Cutaneotrichosporon cavernicola is the source of this 1569-nucleotide messenger RNA. RefSeq lists its product as uncharacterized. The transcript has 4 exons. NCBI's taxonomy places the organism in Eukaryota, Fungi, Basidiomycota, Tremellomycetes, Trichosporonales, Trichosporonaceae. The record is from RefSeq and is a predicted model, not a curated record. Bases 1 to 1569 code for a protein of 522 amino acids.